Cylicocyclus nassatus is the source of this 330-nucleotide messenger RNA. The record is from the annotation of a GenBank genome assembly. Lineage: Eukaryota; Metazoa; Nematoda; Chromadorea; Rhabditida; Strongylidae.
AUGCAAGUGAAAUAUACGAGGACCGGAGGCGCCAAAGCUGUGACACUUAGAGAGUGGGACAACUGUACACCUCAUGACCACACCAGAAACUCUUUCGUAUCCGACGAUGAACUUGACUAUGAGGAUGGUCUUUGCGAUAACUGCGGUGAGAUAUGUCGCAAUGUCGCACUGCAGUCGGUUGACGAAGUAAAACUUUGCUAUGUAUGCCGAAUGUAUUACAAACUUAUACGCAAACAUCGCCCAUGUAGUUUUACUUCGGCCUCAGUGAGUUCCGUCAAAGAAAAGCUCGCAAAUGUUUUGAAGACAUGCAAGACAGCGCCCACGAAUUGA